Molecule: messenger RNA, 1486 nt
Organism: Schistocerca serialis cubense
Lineage: Eukaryota; Metazoa; Arthropoda; Insecta; Orthoptera; Acrididae
Product: major royal jelly protein 2-like
Exons: 6
Coding region: 67-1383 (438 amino acids)
Cellular component (GO): extracellular region
Source: RefSeq, a predicted model, not a curated record
GUAGACGGAGGUACUUUCAGAAGUUGUCACACCUCACUUUCUGGCAGACCACGUUUAAGGUACGAGAUGGGACCUCGCGUGUCGACGUUUGCGUUGCUGGUGCUGCUGCUGGUCGCGGCUGGUGACGCUCACCACAGGUCAAGCCACGCCACGAGGCACGGCGGUCGAGUCAGAGCGGCUCAUAGGACCAGCAAGGCGUCCCCAGGGACGAGGAGCAAGGGCGCUUCCGAGGAGUCGCUGCUCGUCACCGUCAAGGCCGCCAAAGAGCUCGAAUACGACUUCGGAGACGAUGGGACGUUGGAGAAGGAAAUGAUAGCCAGCGGGCGCUAUGACCCUAAAAUGGUUUUCGGAUACGACUUAACAAUGGACGAUCACCAGCGCAACCGCAUAUUAGUCACGACCCCUCUUGUCCGUCGCGGCAUCCCGGUGACGCUGAGCACCAUCCCCUAUGACGGAGAGCAGAGUUCGCCCCUGAAGCCGUACCCCAACCUGGAAAUCCACCACACCACCGAGGACUCCAUCACCGACUGCAACUCACAGUUGGUGGACGUCGUCAGAACGACCAAAACGUGGGCGGAUGACGAUACACUAUACGCUCUCGACAAUGGUGCUUUGGACCUGACAACGAGUCCCAAAAACGUGUGUCCACCCAAAAUUGUUAUCUUCGACCUGCGAAAAGAUGAGAUCAUCAACUCCACAGUUAUACAGAACGCAGCCUGCAACGCAUUCUACACGUAUUUAUGGGUGGACGCGUGCCCAGAUGGUUGCCUGACGGCCUACAGCUCUGACAGCAGAGGCAACGUACUGUCGGUGACGGACCUCACCACAGGGACCACCAAACACCUGCAGAGCCAGUACUUCUACCCCAAGCCCGGCUUCUUCUUCACGAAGGCGGGAGGUCCAGCCUACUACCUACCGGACGGCAUAAAUGGAGCGACGGCCGACGAGAGCUGCGAUGGGAAACUCUACUUCCAGGCGUUCGCCAGCAAUAUCCAGGGCGUUGUCGACAAGCAGGUCAUCCGAGAUGCAUGCGACGGGGAUGUUUUGGACAUCAAGACGCAGGUUGAUCUGCCAGGAAAAUUACCGGGACAGAGUGGAGUAAUGACGGUGGAUCCGAAGGGUCAGCUACUAUUCUUCCCUGUUCUGGAUGAAUUGGCCAUCUACUGCUGGGACACGAGCAAGCCGCACGAUCGUAAGAACUUCCACCUGAUCGUUCAAGAUGAUGAACAUCUACAAUUUGUCAGCAGCAUGGAAAUAGACACCAAAACACAAAGAUUAUAUAUAAUGAGCGAUCGAUUUACAUCAUACCUGUCAAAUACCACCAACUAUUCUGAAGACAACUACCAGAUUUUGUAUAUUGACAUAAAGGAUAUAAAAUGUUAGUUGUGUGUACCACAGAUUUUGUUUUGUCAAGACGAAUAAACUUGGUGCCCUGGAAGAUCAAACGAAUGUAACUACCACUAUAUAAAAUACUGAAACGAAUUAA